Manis javanica (Malayan pangolin) is the source of this 2069-nucleotide messenger RNA. The record is from RefSeq and is a predicted model, not a curated record. NCBI's taxonomy places the organism in Eukaryota, Metazoa, Chordata, Mammalia, Pholidota, Manidae.
AAAGGCAGAGGCGUCUGGGAGGCGUUUAGGAAGCACGACUGGGCUGCGGGCUGCUGCGGCUGGCUCGGGGGGCUGGCUGGGCGGCCGGGGGCCGCGCGUCCCCAGCAGGAUGGGCGCCCGCCCCACGUCGGACGUCUGGAAGGACGGGGGACAGCGCUCUCCGGGCUGGGGGACCCCGGCCCGCGGUCCCCGCUGCCUCGGAGUCCUCCGGCUGGGCCCGCGGCCGCCCCAGGAGUGCGGGAUCAGAGGGCGUCCGCCCGGGCUGCCCCGGCCUCGCAGCCCGGCCCGGCCCUCCAAACCGCCGCCCCUGCCCGACACUCACCGCAGCGGCCCGCGCCCCCCGGCCCCGGGGCCGCGCUCCAUGGCUCCUGGCCGCCCGCCCGCGCGCCCGUGGAUCCCUCAGCGCCCCGGCCCGGCCGCCUGCGCUGCUGCCAUUUACUUGCGGGCGGAAGUGAGCCUCGCUCCCGCCACCGCCCCGGAUGUGACGUACCGUGCGCAGGGGCCGACGCGGCGCGCGCCCGGAGGUGGGGCCUGGGCCGGGGGCGGAGCUGACUUGGCGGUGGGCGGGGCCGCGCGGGGUCCAGCCUGGGUUCUCCGCGGACUCGCCGUCGUUCGUUCUUCCGUUCCAGGUCCCGGACUAGGGUGAGACGAGCAAGGCGAGGCCAUGCGGGUGCGGGAUCGGAUCCUGCCUUUUAAAAGACAUUUUGUUCAUCAUGGAUUCUUUGGCAUCGCUCCCAGUUUUUGAAGUAUUGCUUUAAAAUGUAGUGAAUCUUGGUAGCCAAUGGUACCUCCCCCCGCCUGAAGGCCUUUCCCAGCUCCAAACCCCCACCCCUGCAGGCAGCCCCAGCUGUCUCCAACCCAUGCUUUAAUCUGCAGCUUCCUUUACAGAGGAGAUAAGCCCAGGCCAUGCAUGCUGCGCCAGCCCUUCCCCAAGGCCCCAUUCCUUCCGUCAGCUGCCAGGACAGGACUCCCAACCCCCACCCCCCGCUCAGAAAUAGAGACUGACCAGGGGUGGUUUCCGGCCGUUUUUCUCUGACUCCUGCCCAGGGCUCAGCCGCCACCUCCUCCAGCCCUGGGACGGCUGCCCUGGGGUGCACCAGAGUUGCUCUUCCUCCGCUGCCCUGCUCAAGACUCCCAGCAUCAGCUUAGGUUCUUAACUAGGCCCGGCUCCUGCCCAUUUCCUCAGUUUCCUUGUGACUUCUUGGAGCAGGAAAAAGGCCUAUCAGCAGCCUCGUUCCUCCGGCUGGGUCUCCCAGGCCUUCUUCCCCAGGGCUGGGAAGGACCAGCGCUGGGUUGCACCCGAAAGCCCAAAGCCCAGCUUCACCCGCAUCAGUGUGACUCCAGGGCACAGUCGCAGACACAGGGGGAAGGCGGACUGAGCCCAGGAGGCAGGUGUUCCCAGCUGUCCCCCAUGCUGUCUGAUGAUGACCUGCACCCGCAGCAUGAGGAUAAUUCCCCACUCCAUAGGUCAGCCUUUGCAAGGCUGCAGGGUGCUUCCCUGCAUGCUCUUUGAAUACCACUGACCUCAGACCGUCUGGACUCUAUGCUUCUCUCCUCGUGACUUGAGCCUCUCGAUACAUCUGCAAAAUAACUUAGCAAAAUAACUUAGGAAUCAGUGGUCUUAAAUACGCUUCCAAACCUGGAGUCCGGAAUUCUAGCCGUGCACUGUGCACUUUGGAAGCCAUUAGCCCUGUGAGGCUAUUUAACUGUAAAUGAAUGGAUUAAAAAUAAAUAAAACUUAAAAAUCAGUUCUUUAGUUGCAAAGGCCUUAUUUCAAGUGCUCAAGAGCCAUGUGGCAGUGGUGGCUCCCAUAUUAGAGGUCCAGAUGGAGAACCUGUUCACCAGGAAGGUUCUAGAAGCAGUAGUCUGGCUGGUGAGCUCCAAGAAGAAAGGCAUCUGUGUCUGGCUCGUUCCCUGUUGUGUACCCAGUGUUCAGCUUGGGGCUUAGCAUUCAGUAGAUGCUCAAUAAAUGUUGAUAGAAAGAGAGAAGGGAAGAAGGAAGGGAAGGAGAGAAGAAAGCUUCUAAAAAUCUAAAUAAAUAUGAAAUUGUCUUGCCAAUGGGUUUCAGC